CUUCGUGGAGGUGGAGAGCAGGGACCCGCAGCAGCAGCAGUUCUGUGGAUCCACUGACAAGCCACAGACACACACAGAGCGGCUGUCAGUGGACUGGCAGUGUCCGCCAUGUGGAGGCUACAACAGAAUCCAGAUAAAUUAGAUUAUUGGAUUGGCUGCUGCAGAUUAUAGCUCUCCUGCUUCCUCAGUGCCUCUCAAGAAAUCCACGUAUUUUAAGCUGAGUUUUCUGGACAGCAGAGACUGGCAGCCAUGCUGACCAGCUUCUUGGAAGGUCUCCUCUGCUGCCUGACCUCAAAGUCGGCCAACAUCGUGGUUCCAGUAGAAACCUCAGAACCCGCCGAUGGCUACGAGUUUGUGGAGGUGAAACCAGGCCGCGUCCUGCGGGUUCGACACAUCAUCCCUGAGCGGCCGGUGGUGGAGGAACCCACCGGGCAGGGUGGCAGUGUCAGCUGCAAACGAAAGAUCACAGUGUAUCGCAAUGGACAACUUUUCAUUGAGAACUUGGGCGACACAGCGAGUGCAGAGCUGAAAAACGGCCAGAAUGGAAAGACAGAGCCUAACAGCCCAGUAGAGGUUGAACCUGCAGACUGUGUUAGGACCUCACCGCCCGUCAGCCUCCCUCACCCCCGGUCAGACGGCAUCACAGCUGGAAACAACGGGGCAUCUGAAGCAGGAGUAAGAGACGUGGCACCUGCUGCUGACCAGAACGACCAGUUACAGCAGCCGAGGAUGCGCAGGCGGAAACCCAAACGCACCGUGGUGAUCGACUGCGAGAGGAAGAUCUCAGCCUGCAAAGGGACACACCAGGACGUGGCCCUGUUCUUCAUCCACGGAGUGGGAGGCUCUCUGGACAUCUGGGGCAGCCAGCUGGAGUUCUUCUCUCGGCUGGGCUACGAGGUCAUCGCCCCGGACCUGGCGGGUCACGGAGCCAGCUCGGCCCCGCAGAUCGCUGCAGCGUACACGUUCUACGCCCUGGCUGAGGAUAUGAGACUCAUCUUCAAGAGAUACGCACGGAAGAGGAACAUUCUCAUCGGACAUUCCUACGGUGUGUCGUUCUGCACGUUCCUGGCUCACGAGUAUCCGGAGCAGAUCCACAAGAUGGUGAUGAUCAACGGCGGCGGUCCCACGGCUCUGGAGCCCAGCCUCUGCUCCAUCUUCAACCUGCCCACCUGCGUGCUUCACUGUCUGUCGCCGCUGUUCGCCUGGAGCUUUCUCAAGGCCGGCUUUGCUCGGCAGGGUGUCAAGGAGAAGCAGCUGCUGAAGGAGAACAAUGCCUUCAACGUGUCGUCCUUUGUGCUGCGCGCCAUGAUGAGCGGGCAGUACUGGCCCGAGGGGGACGAGGUCUACCACGCCGAGCUCACCGUGCCCAUCCUGCUGGUACACGGCAUGCACGACAAGUUUGUUCCCGUGGAGGAGGACCAGCGCAUGGCAGAGAUCCUCCUAAUGGCCUUCCUGAAGCUGCUGGAGGACGGCAGUCACAUGAUAAUGAUGGAGUGUCCCGAGGUCGUCAACACACUCCUGCAUGAGUUUUUCCUCUGGGAGCCCGCCACCCCUCCGCCGCCAAAGAAAGAGUCCAAAACCCGUCCGGACACUGCCAAAGCCAACUCCGACCACGCCAAGGCCUCGUCUGAGUCCGCCAAGGUCCGCCCGGCGACUGCCAGGCAAACCUCAUCCAACUGCGGCGCGGAGGAGAAGCCAGACAGCAGGGCCAAGAAAUGA
Pleuronectes platessa (European plaice) is the source of this 1719-nucleotide messenger RNA. It is a transcript of the gene abhd8b, whose product is annotated as abhydrolase domain containing 8b. Gene Ontology annotation, molecular function: catalytic activity. The record is from RefSeq and is a predicted model, not a curated record. The coding region runs from base 250 to 1719 and encodes 489 amino acids. NCBI's taxonomy places the organism in Eukaryota, Metazoa, Chordata, Actinopteri, Pleuronectiformes, Pleuronectidae. The transcript is spliced from 5 exons.